CAUGAUCGUUUGCUGAAGGCUACGGUAUUAAAUGGCAACCCCUCGUCGCAACGGGCAGCUUUCUUCCUGCGAGCCAUGCAGAAAAGCCAAGCUACGAUGCGACCACCAGAGUCCCGUUUGUGGACGAUGUCUCAACACCAAUCGAAAUGAGCUCUGCUUCUAUCACCCAGCUCCUCAGACCCAGCCGCGUGCAUCCCCCAUUGGCGUUUCAUCACGAAGAUCAAGAAAGCAAAGACCAAACAAUCAGGUCACCUUUCGUGUGGAUAAGAGAAUAUCCACCGCAGCCGCGCAAGGUCCGCUGCCAGCUUUGCCGUCGGGUUUGUCGCCGGUGAUCGAAGACGCAAAGACACUAUGCGACCAGCUCCUCCCGCGAUGCGCUGGAAAGAACAAACGGAACCAAAGACCAGGUCUUUUCGGGUUGAUCUCACCCCAAGACAUCUUUAGCGAGUAUGAAGAUAGCUUGCAAAACGAUGAUCUCGCUCCUGAAGCGGCGGCAUCGACGACCACGGCUCACCCAACCGACCGUGACUCAGGUCAAAUCAAGCGUGGGGCUCAGAUUCUGUUGCUCCUGCAGAAAGUCCGUUGGUUCCGUGCGAUCAUUGAGCUCAAGAACAAGACCUCACCUGGAUGGGUUUUAGGCCCUGCUUUGACACGUGUCCUGUGCGAUUCCAUGGAGAGGAUGUACGACUCGGCCGUGGGUGGCUCUCCGGACACGCACGCAUCCUUACUACGCCUGUCGCGCCAGAUCUGUACCAACACAUCGGAGGAUAUCCGAACGCACGCAGCCAUGAGCGCCAACGAGUAUUUUGAGUCGAUCACGGCACGGUGGGAGACCGUCGGUCUCUUCUUUGCAUUGCUUGGGACAGCACUGUUCAAUACCCCCGACAGCGAUCCCGUAUUCACUAAUCAAAACCCGUCAGAACUUGAUCCCCUUUGCUGGCUCAUGAUCCAGCAGGUACCCCUUCUGACUUCGAUGUUUGGGGAUAGCGACUACAGAGUGUGGCAGAAGCUCGGAGACUUAUCGACCAUCGUUUAUGCAUUCGGUCUGCAUCAAUCCGAUCGAGACGUUCAACCAAGCCUCCCCUUCUUUUUGGUGGAGAUCCGGAAGCGGGUGUUGGUAAGCGCGUAUGCAAUGGACAAGGAGCUGGCAACCUCUUUAGGGCGUCCCCCCCGGAUCUGCUCGCGAUACUGUCAUCUCCCGCUUCCCUUGGAUAUUUCCUAUGAGGAGAUGGUUCUUCCUGGUACCACGGAGGAGACCGCACUACUGAAACUUGAUGCGAAUGGUUGGAACACAGAAGGGAGAUUCACGGUGGGUGUCAAGUUUCGCGUCGUGUUGAUGACGAGUCUGCUGCGAGAAAACACCUUAGAGCUGUCGCUAAGCCCCGAGAUCCGGAAUCUUACAGCCAAAGUCGAAGACUUGAUCCAAGAGUGCCGAAAGGUGCAACAAAGCCUGCCUACCUUCAUGCGUUGGUCGGCCGAGGAAGCGGCGACGGGUGCAUACCGCUCAGCCCAAGACGAGGGCCGCGUCUUCGCACACAUGGAAUUCACCUACCAGGAGUUCUUGUUGCAUCGCAUCCUACUCAAGCGCCUGGGGGUCACAUCACUAGGUCUUAUAGAGAGCGCCGUUGAUAUUCUGACGACACUGCUGGACAUCAUUGCCAUGCAAGCUCGAUCGGGGAAGUCCGCUAUCAAUAUGUCCUGGGAUUUGUGCUACAUGGGCCUGCCUGCCGCGGGUGUGCUGACCUCGCAACUACUUGCCGGGCGCAAUUCCCAGAUACCACCGUCGAGCCCGCCACCGCUACCGGCCAACUUCCGCUCCCGCGCCGUUCAGAAGCUAAGUGUCUUUGUUUCCCAUCUGACGUCGCUAGUGCAGAACCACGAAGGGAAUUAUGAGGUGGCCCAAAAGGGGGCGAAAUUCAUUCGAUGGGCAUUGGACCAGGUCCUUUCGCCCCCGCCAGUUCCGCACCCGGCUGUAUGGAAUGAGAACCCCGACCUGCCGCAGGGCUGGCUUCUGGACAGUGAUUUGACUGAGGACUUUGACUUUUUGGCAUGGUGUGAUACUGUGAAUUGGUCGCAGGACUCCUUUUUAAGUCUUGCAUGA
Aspergillus fijiensis CBS 313.89 is the source of this 2101-nucleotide messenger RNA. RefSeq names its product Zn(II)2Cys6 transcription factor. Gene Ontology annotation, molecular function: zinc ion binding; DNA binding; DNA-binding transcription factor activity, RNA polymerase II-specific. Gene Ontology annotation, biological process: DNA-templated transcription; regulation of DNA-templated transcription. Bases 32 to 2101 code for a protein of 689 amino acids. Gene Ontology annotation, cellular component: nucleus. Lineage: Eukaryota; Fungi; Ascomycota; Eurotiomycetes; Eurotiales; Aspergillaceae. The transcript has 5 exons. The record is from RefSeq and is a predicted model, not a curated record.